CUGCUGCUGCACGUGUGUGUGUGUGUGUGAGAGAGAGGGGGAAGCAUGUGUGUGUUUAUUAACGCUCAGGUUUAGGGUCACUCUCUCAGCAUUCAUCAACAUGAGCAGGACUACCUUUUUUGAGGUAGAGAUUCUGGACGCCAAAACUAAGAAGCAGCUUUGCUUCCUGGACAAGGUGGAGCCCAAUUCAACUGUCGCAGAUAUCAAGCAUCUCUUCCACAAAUCUUAUCCUAACUGGUAUCCAGCAAGACAAGCCCUGAAGCUCGAUUCCAAGGGCCGAACCCUCAGAGACGAUGAUAUUCUACAGAGUCUUCCAGUGGGGACGACCGCCACCAUGUACUUCAGAGACCUGGGACCUCAGUUUGGCUGGACAAUGGUCUUUGUGGCUGAGUACUUUGGACCACUUGUUGUUUACCUCCUUUUUUACUCUCGACUUCCAUACAUUUACGCGCACAGAUACACCUUCACGACCAGUCCUCAUCCUGUAGUCACGCUCGCGUGCGUCUGCCACUCCUUCCACUACAUCAAGAGGCUGAUAGAGACGAUAUUUGUGCAUCGUUUCUCCCACGGGACUUUGCCUCUGAGGACCAUAGUCAGGAACUGUAUGUACUACUGGGGUUUCUCAGCCUGGCUGGCCUAUUACAUCAACCACCCGCUCUACACGCCGCCAUCGUUUGGCAACAUCCAGGUGAACUCAGCGCUACUCAUGUUUGUGAUGUGUGAAGUGGGGAACUUCUCCAUUCACCUGACUCUGAAUAGACUCCGAACAGAUGGAACCAGAGGAAGGCGGUUCCCUGUCCCAUCGAAGAAUCCGUUCACAUGGCUGUUUUUAUUUGUGUCCUGCCCAAAUUACACGUACGAGGUUGGAGCUUGGGUUGGGUUUUCCAUCAUGACUCAGUGUUUGCCAGUUGCCUUGUACACAUUCCUGGGCUUCAUCCAGAUGAGCAUUUGGGCCCGAGGGAAGCACCGGGCCUACAGCAGAGAAUUCAAGGACUACCCCAGCCUCCGUAUGGCUAUCAUCCCCCUCAUUCUGUGACUUGCUGCCACUCUACGGGAAACAUGGUUAAUUGACAGUGUGUAUUGUAGGAUUUUGGGGGGAAUAUUUGAUGGAUGUCUUCAACCCUCAGGUCUUCAAUGAGUCACAUUACAAGAUGAUUCAAGGAAGAACAUUUUAUUUGCUGUCGGAGACAUCACAGUGCAAAAAUCCAUUGAAAGCAGCGCCGCAAAAACAAUAAAGGAAAAUGAGACUGGCGAAUCAAGUUGCUAUCAAAGCAGCUGAAGAUUUUGCACAAGUUUAUAAGUUUAAGUUUAUUAGCAGGAUGUCAACGUGAAAGAUGUCUUAAUAAAGUGCUAGCUCACUAGUACUGUGCCUCAAUCAUGUCCAACAUAAAGGCAAAACUGUUUGUUUGCUUGGCAUCUGAAGCAAAUUAACAGACCAAACUUGUCAUGACUCCUGGUACUAGAUCAAAAACGCUGCUCAGUUGAGAUUCAUUUAAUGCCAUUGUGUUUUUACGAAUUCAGAAAAUACUUAAACAGCAUCUUAUUUAGGAAGUGUACCCCUUCAGGCACUCAGCAAUGUAGAUAAGGAUUUUACUGUACUGUAUUUCUCUUUAGCAUAGAUGAAAGUGAACCACAUCAAUAGUGC
This is a messenger RNA of Synchiropus splendidus (mandarinfish), 1645 nucleotides long. RefSeq names its product trans-2,3-enoyl-CoA reductase-like 2a (gene tecrl2a). The transcript is spliced from 13 exons. The record is from RefSeq and is a predicted model, not a curated record. NCBI's taxonomy places the organism in Eukaryota, Metazoa, Chordata, Actinopteri, Syngnathiformes, Callionymidae. Gene Ontology annotation, molecular function: oxidoreductase activity, acting on the CH-CH group of donors. Gene Ontology annotation, biological process: very long-chain fatty acid biosynthetic process. Bases 101 to 1036 code for a protein of 311 amino acids.